Molecule: messenger RNA, 4586 nt
Organism: Cryptomeria japonica (Japanese cedar)
Lineage: Eukaryota; Viridiplantae; Streptophyta; Pinopsida; Cupressales; Cupressaceae
Product: LRR receptor-like serine/threonine-protein kinase RGI5
Exons: 2
Coding region: 1170-4418 (1082 amino acids)
Biological process (GO): protein phosphorylation
Cellular component (GO): plasma membrane
Molecular function (GO): protein binding; ATP binding; protein kinase activity
Source: RefSeq, a predicted model, not a curated record
GAUAUAAAUAGACUAAAAGCUGUUUAAGGACUGUAAAUGGGAGCUAAAUUAGGGUUCUGUUUAAGAUGCAAACAAAACAAAUUAUUUAAUGGGAGCUGAGAAUAUUUUAUACUACUGUAACUUUUGUACCUACUAAAAGUUUUUUAUGGUUUGUUGAGAGUGAAUUUUGGAUGGCGACAGCAUACAUUAAUGGAGUCAAGCUAGGCCAUACUAGUGGAGUGGAGUGGAGGAGAAGUGAGGGAAUGUGCAGGUGGGAAGGAGAUAUAGCAGCAGAACAUGGCAAGAAAAAAGGAAGGGACAGGUUGUCUUUCGUUUGUCGAAAGAGCUGGUACAGAAUUGGUCAUGUUUGUCAAUGUUAAGACAGGGGAAAAGUUAUGGAUUCAUAGUUUAGACUGGUUGAUGGAGUACUGGAUUAUUGUUUUGGGAAUGGAGCCAUUGCUUUCUGAUUGGAUGGUGUUUUGUUUCUUCUCUUGUGGGUUCAUGGGAAUGCACAUUCUUUUGUCUGGGUAUCAGCCAGAUAUGGACCUACUUGUUCUUCUUUACCACAAAGUUGAAAAGGAAAGAAGUCUUUUACCCAUCAAAAUACCACCUAUAGCAUGAUGCAUGGAGAUGAAUUGUCGUCUUCUCCUAGCGAAUGAAUGCUUUUAUAAAAAUAGCAAUAAAGAAUUGUUUUUUUCUGUGAAAUGGGCAGAGGUUUGCAGUGGCAGAAUCUCCAAAAUCUCUCGUGGGUUGUUGAGUUUUUUUGAGCUUUCCCUCCAUUCCUGCCUUGGAGAAUGGGGGCAUUAGCUGGUUCAGCAUAAGAAAAAUAGUAUUCCUAUGGUUUCUCAAAGCUUUCGGCAAUCUCCUAAAACGGGAAAACCAAUGUAAAGUGUAGUGUGUCCGCUUGCUCAUUUUGUUUUAUUUUAAAUGUUGGUGAAGGAAGUGGUGUGAUGGAGCCUUAAACCUUACUUCGCUGCUGAGCCUACUUUCACAGACUUCAACGCACAACUCACUGCUGAAUAUGAUGGCCAUCUCUGCUGCUGGAGCUGCCUUUUUUAAAUCUACGUGGUUUUGAAAUUCUCUGAGGGUUUCAUUACCUAUCUUCUCGAAUUUGAACCCACAAUGUGAGUUCAUUUCUUUGUUGUCGGCUCAUAAUAUAUAAGCCUUUGAGACUAGUCCUGCUGCAUUCCAUGCUAGGUCAAGUCAGUCAGUCCGCAACAAUGCUAGGAAACGCAAAAUGCUGCAAAAAACCCAAGGCUUGGGAUUUCAACCGCAUGAACCCCUUCUUGACUUUCAUGGUAAUGCUGAUGAUGAUGCCUGGUAUCGACCUGGAAGUAGAUGCAUUGUCUUCUGAUGGAAAAGCUCUUCUAGCUCUCUUGGAAAACACCCAAAUCUCAGACACCAUUUUGAGGAGUUGGAGUCCGAAAGAUGACAAUCCCUGCUCAUGGGAAGGCAUUAGUUGUUCUGAAGAGAAGAGGGUUACUGCUAUAAAUCUCCCUCGCUCCUUCCUCAAUGCCAGUAUUCCUCCUCAGUUGGGCACCUUGACAUCUCUGAAAAUCCUGAAUCUCUCUCUAACCAAUCUCACAGGCGUUAUUCCAUCAGAGAUUGGGGGCCUAACACAACUUGAGGUGCUAGAUCUCAGCGGAAACAGUCUCACUGGUUGUAUUCCUUCAGAGUUGGGAAAGCUCACUCAACUCCAAGUUCUCUACAUAAAUUCCAACUUACUUGAAGGAAGUAUUCCUCCUCAGCUAGAAAACUGUAAGUCUUUGCGUAUUUUUUGCUUGCAAGACAAUAAUUUGAAUGGGACAAUACCAUCUCAACUAGGUAAUUUAUUGAAUUUGGAGCAGUUCAGAUUGGGUGGAAACAUUGAUCUGGGUGGGCUUAUUCCUCCAGAGCUUGGUCAAUGCAAGAAUCUUACUACAUUUGGGGUUGCUGCAACCUCUUUAUCUGGCAGCAUUCCAGCCUCUUUUGCGGGUCUUACAAACCUAGAAACUUUGGCUAUAUAUGCAACUGAUGUUUCAGGUUCCAUACCUGGUGAACUGGGCAACUGCUCUGAGCUAAGAAAUCUUUAUCUUCACAUGAAUCAUCUGUCCGGACCCGUUCCUCCAGAGUUGGGCAGAUUGAAGCAGUUAACAAGCAUUCUUCUAUGGGGAAACGCGUUAGAAGGGCCAAUUCCUCCCGAGAUUAGCAACUGUUCUUCUCUUGUAGUACUGGACUUGUCCUCAAACAAGAUCUCUGGCUCCAUUCCUAGUGAACUAGGUAUAUUGACAGGACUUGAGCAGCUUCAUUUCACUGACAAUUUACUCGUUGGCACCAUACCAAGGGAGAUUGCCAAUUGUACAAGCCUUACAGCUCUCCAGCUAGACAAAAAUCAGUUACACGGGUCACUACCAUGGGAGAUUGGUAAGUUGAAGUUACUGCAAACUCUUUUUCUGUGGGGUAAUGGACUAACGGGCCAGAUUCCUGCAAGCCUUGGCAAGUGCACUGAGCUCUAUGCAUUGGAUUUGUCCUAUAAUCAAUUUACUGGUUCAAUACCAGAACAAGUUUUCCGUCUCCAAAAGCUUAGCAAGUUGAUGUUGCUAUCAAAUAAUUUUUCUGGAGCAAUUUCACCUAUGGUUGGUGAGUGUCAAUCUCUGGUCCGUUUGCGCUUGGGAGAAAACCAAUUGAGCGGAAGAAUUCCUUCAGAGUUGGGUCGGCUUCAAAACCUUGUAUUUCUGGACCUCUUCACAAAUCAGUUCUCUAGAACUCUUCCCCCAGAAAUUGGCAACAUUACAUCUCUGGAGCUUCUUGAUGUUCAUGGCAACCAUUUGACAGGUAAAAUUCCACUUGAGCUUGGUAACCUUAUAAAUUUAGAGCAGCUUGAUCUCAGCUAUAAUAACUUCAAAGGCGAAAUUCCAUCCCUUCUGGGCAAAUUCAAAUAUCUAAACAAACUGAUUCUUAGCAAUAACUUUUUCUCGGGUAAGAUUCCCGAAGCAUUGAAGAAUUGCGAGAAGCUUACAUUGCUUGAUAUAAGCUCAAAUAAUCUUUCUUCUACCAUUCCUGCGGAGAUUGGGUCCAUUACUAGCUUGGCCAUAAAUCUCAACCUGAGUUGGAAUGCAUUUUCUGGCCAAAUCCCUGUGGAAUUUUCCUUUCUGACCCAGCUACAAUCCUUGGACCUCUCUCACAAUCACCUGUCUGGGGAUAUUAAAGUGUUGGGAUCACUCACAAGCUUGACUUCUCUAAAUGUUUCCUUCAAUAAUCUCUCUGGCCCUCUACCUGCAACACCAUUUUUCAGAACCUUGACAACGAAUUCUUUCAUGAACAACGCUGGGCUCUGCCUAUCCCUGGACGGUCAGAUUUGUUCUUCUCUUGAUACCCAACACUCAAAGCAUAUUGGAAUAACCACCGUUCUGGUCUGCAUAUUAUCAGGGCUUAUAGCAGUGGCUUUGUGUACUGGAUGGUAUUUAGUGUUCAAAACAAGCAGGCCAUUUCGGCAGGAGCCCAUCCCAGGUGGUUUUUCUUGGCCUUGGACUUUCAUUCCCUUCCAAAAGCUCAACUUCACCAUAGAGAAUGUUCUUGAGAAUCUCAUAGAAGCUAACAUCAUUGGCACGGGCUGUUCUGGAGUUGUUUACAAAGCUGAAAUGCCAAGUGGAGAAGUGAUUGCAGUGAAGAAACUUUGGCCUUCUAAAAGAGAUGAUGGAAGAGAGCAACAAAAUGCCUUUGCUUCAGAAAUAGAGAUCCUCGGCAACAUUCGCCAUCGCAACAUUGUGAAGCUCCUAGGGUAUUGUACUAAUCGCCGGAUUCAGCUUCUCCUAUACAAUUAUAUACCGAAUGGGAAUCUGGCUCAGCUACUUCAUGAGAAGAGAAAUCUUGACUGGGACACAAGGUACAAAAUUGCAGUUGGAGCAGCUCAAGGACUCUCAUAUUUACACCAUGAUUGUGUUCCUGCAAUCUUGCACAGAGAUGUCAAAUGCAAUAACAUACUUCUGGAUGCAAGGUUUGAACCAUAUCUUGCAGAUUUUGGCCUUGCCAAGUUGAUGAAUGCUAAUGAUUUUCAUCUUGCCAUGUCUAGAGUUGCCGGUUCUUAUGGUUACAUUGCUCCUGAGUAUGGCUAUACAAUGAAUAUCACAGAGAAAAGUGAUGUAUACAGCUAUGGCAUUGUUCUCCUGGAAAUUCUAACUGGCAGAAAUGCUGUGGAAACACGCAUUGGCGAUGGAUUGCAUAUUGUGGAUUGGGUCAAAAGAAUGAUGAAAAGCAGUGAACCUACAUUGAACAUUCUUGAUUCAAGGCUCAGGGGAAUGCCUGAUCCAAUGAUCCAGGAGAUGACACAGACCCUUGGAGUAGCUAUGUUUUGUGUUAACUCUUCUCCUGGGGAAAGGCCAACAAUGAAGGAGGUAGUUGCUUUGUUGAUGGAAGUCAAGCACCCACCUGAGGAGUGCUCUAAGAUGCCAGUCCCCUAAGGUCUAAUCGCGUGUAUGUAAUCAUUUUUCAUGGGACUGAUGAUUUGUAUAUAUGGUAGUGACAGCAGUCUUACUUGCAGGAGAAAUUAAUUUGAGAAAGCCAACUUUAUCUGUAGAAUCAUGUAUUUGACAACUUUUCAACAAAGAAUCAAAGUUCUCUUUCCAAAA